ACCGCAUUUUUUUUUUUUGCCUUGCCCCUCAUCACUACGCCCCAGCUCCAAGCCUCUCCUUUUCCCCUCUCACUCCUUUUCACUUGCCACUUUGCUCAAAUCCACCAUCCCCACACCUCUUUCUUUCUCUUUCUCAGUGACUGUUCCACUGCCCUGGCUUAGCCAUCUCUCUCAGUCUCUCUCUCCUCAUCUCCUCUCCUCUCCUCUCUUUGUCUAUCUCUUUCUUUCUGCUCUCUUCUUUCCUCUUCUUUGAUCGCCGGACCACCGCUGAUAUAACUCCUUCCCCUCCAUGGCCUCCUCUUAAUUCUUCAAGAAGUAUAUGAUCGCUUGAUCCCAAGAAGUAGUGGGUUGGCUAGGAGCUUGGUGUCCCCCAUUUGAUCAUUGAGCUAGCUGCAAGGCUGUAACUUUUCCAUUGUUUCAUCUUCCAAUGCUGCAGAGGAACCUGCCAAAUCUCUCCCUCCAGAUAAGCCCGCCGGCAGCCUCGUCAGCCGCGUCUUCUGACGGACCGGUGGUGGCGAAGCCUCUGCCGGCAGAACCAAGCACGGCGACGUACGCUGAAGGAAGCGGCGAUGUAGGGUUCUUUGCAAACCCUAGCCCCGGCGCGGAGCCCCCGGGCCUGAGCCUGGGCCUGUGCACGCCGGCGCAUGACGAGGAGUCCGGACGCCGCGGCCACCUCCAGCCGCAGGGAUGCGCGUUCAAGCGCUCGGCCAGGGCGUCCCUACCGGGGUCGAAGCGGAGCGCCCGGGCGCCGCGGAUGCGGUGGACCACCGCGCUCCACGCGCGCUUCGUGCACGCCGUUGAGCUCCUCGGCGGCCAUGAGAGAGCGACGCCGAAGUCGGUGCUGGAGCUGAUGAACGUCAAGGAUCUGACGCUGGCGCAUGUCAAGAGCCACCUUCAGAUGUAUAGGACCGUCAGGAGCACAGACAGAUCGCUGCACAUCGCUGCAGGCGAGGCGUUGCGACUGCAGAGGACGACAGGGGUGGAGGCGGCGGCAGCGGCAGCAGGAGGCGGCGGUGAUGGUGCUGGAGGUGGGGUGGUACCGGUGCCAGCGGCAUGUGACGACAUGGUUGGGAUCUGCGGCUCUCCUGUGGCGACUACUUCCGCUGCUUAUUUCCUCUGUGCUCCAGCAGCAACUGCUCCACCGGCGGUAGUACCGUCACCUCCUCCACCCAUUCCCCCGAGGAGGACUGACCACACAGCAGUGCUGGAAAAAGGUGUUGCAAAUGUUGACUCAUUGUACCGGUGUCAGAAACAUAUUUACUCAUCACCAGUGCUUCAAGAUACUCAGUAUCAGGCAGUUCAAGACGAGGUAAACGGUCACCUGACAAUGGGACUGCAUGCGAGUGUGGAAGCCACGAACAGCUCAUCAAGCCCAGCGAGCUCCUCUCCAUCUCUUGCAAGCCUGGAGCUGCUGACGGACGACAUGUACGCACCGAACCUGGAGAUCUCCCUCGGGAGGCAGGACUGGAACAUGGAGCAUCCAGAAGGACUAAGCCUAAAAUACCUGUGAAAAAAGAAGAAUUUUUCUUGUUGGUUUCACUCAACUAACCAUUGAUGGAUCAACCAUUGUGACAACCUGAUCAGUAUUCAUGAAGUAAGCGUAUGGAACUAUGGAUCAUAUGUGUGGACUAGGGCAAGAUUUGAUGGAUGCUUUUUUUGGUGUACAUAUACAGCACAAGUGUUUUUCCCUUUUGGGUUUGUAACUUAACAGAAAACCUGGCUGUGUCGAAUUCUCUCUCGAGACGACGGACGACGGUGCUGAAGAGACGAGAGCGCGGAGCAGGGCCAACCGGAGCCGGUCGACGGAGGAGUCCACGGCCCACCGUGCUUGUAGCGUCGAGAAGCCAUCGCGAGGACAGUAACGGCCGAAGCAUCGGACGAGACGGCCGUCGGAGCAAUCGCCUGCGAUCUGGAGCGCGCCGUCGUUGGGGUUUCCGCGAUCAACACCGUGGGAUUCGUGUGGAUUCGGCCAGGCCAAGUUUGCCCGGCGUGCCGAGGGGGACCAGAUUUGCCAACACGGUCCAUGUCACGGUCCAGCCCAAGGCAGCGAUGUCAGUCCAUGCAGUAAGGGCG
This is a messenger RNA of Phragmites australis (common reed), 2073 nucleotides long. RefSeq names its product probable transcription factor RL9. Gene Ontology annotation, biological process: abaxial cell fate specification; regulation of DNA-templated transcription. The transcript has 6 exons. Gene Ontology annotation, molecular function: transcription cis-regulatory region binding. Bases 428 to 1510 code for a protein of 360 amino acids. NCBI's taxonomy places the organism in Eukaryota, Viridiplantae, Streptophyta, Magnoliopsida, Poales, Poaceae. Gene Ontology annotation, cellular component: nucleus. The record is from RefSeq and is a predicted model, not a curated record.